Messenger RNA from Gongylonema pulchrum, 744 nucleotides. The record is from the annotation of a GenBank genome assembly. NCBI's taxonomy places the organism in Eukaryota, Metazoa, Nematoda, Chromadorea, Rhabditida, Gongylonematidae.
AUGAAAAAUCGGCCCAUUUUUCUAUUUUCAAGCAAUGCUGAAGUAGACAAAUGGAAUGAAAAGGUGCUGAGGGAGAUGCCCGGAACUGAGGCAGUAAGCGAGGCAUCAGAUCAUGUUGCUGGAGACGGAUCCGAAUCCGCCAAGCGUGUCAUAUUGUUAAGUGUUAACAACGACCGCGUAACCACACAGCAAACAAUGGGUUUGCCACGUGUAUUGCAGCUCAAAGUCGGAGCACGGUACAUGAUGACAUAUAACUUAGACACAAGUGACGGGCUCACAAACGGUGCUACGGGGCGACUAGUACACAUCGAUAUGUCACAACAACGCCCGGGCAUAAAUGCGCCGCGGAAACCGCUGCGCGUAUGGAUGGUAUUUGAUGAGCCAACGGUGGGUACCAAUCUUCGGAGAAGAUAUAGUGCCAUCAUUGCUGGACUGCAGCAUCCUCCUGACUGGACACCGUUGGAGCCCACAACUGUGACGAUAAAACGUAAUAAGUCGUCAAAUUUGCAAGUGCUUCGGAAGCAAUUCCCAAUGGUGCCAGCCGAGGCAAUAGCAAUCCACAAGAGCCAGGGCCAGACAUGUGCGUCUGUUGUUCACAAAGCACGAAGAAUGACACGAGCACUCCUUUAUGUUGUUCUGUCAUGUGUCACGUCAUUGGCAGGCCUUUUCAUCAUUGGCUUUUUUGUACCACCGAAAAAACCUCACCCCAACGAUCCACUGCAGCGCCAGGACCGGUGUUGCUGA